This is a messenger RNA of Sclerotinia borealis F-4128, 1215 nucleotides long. Lineage: Eukaryota; Fungi; Ascomycota; Leotiomycetes; Helotiales; Sclerotiniaceae. The record is from the annotation of a GenBank genome assembly.
AUGAAGCCUUUGCUUGGGACUAUUGAUAAAAAGCCCAUAUCAUAUGGCUUCUAUCAGCUCGAGAUAUAUGCGGCAGGACUACUUAGUGGUACUAAACCACUGGUCACGACGGAUCCUAACAAGCUCGAAGCACAAGCUAGACAGAAUCUUGAGCCCAAAUACUUCAACUAUUUGGCUGGCGGGGCUGGAGAGGGGUCCACGGUAGAGGCCAACCGACUUGCGUUCAAACAAUGGAAAAUGAUACCUCGGAUGCUAAGAGACGUGACUACGGAGAAGGAUCUAUCCAUAAAUUUGUUUGGAGAUAGUUAUCCACACCCGAUCAUGAUGGCACCUAUAGGCGUCCAAGGUAUUUUUCAUCCCGACAAAGAAACUGGGGUCGCAGAAGUCUGUGAAGAACUGGGAGUACCCUUUAUUCUAAGUACUGCUGCUACAUCUACGAUUGAAGAGGUCGCAGAGGCAAAUAGGAAAGGAAACAGAUUCUUCCAGCUCUAUUGGCCAAACUCAAAUGACCUCACUCAAUCUCUGCUCAAGCGCGCCCAGGAGAAUGGGUACAAAGUGCUUGUGGUGACCCUUGAUACUAUAACACUUGCUUGGCGACCUGCAGAUCUUGACGCUGCCUACAUUCCAUUUAUUUCUGGCACCGGGAAUCAAAUUGGAUUUUCCGAUCCCGUUUUUCGGGCCAGAUUCCUCGAGAAGUCCGGAUUGACACCGGAGGAUAAGGUUUUUGAAGCAUCUUUAGAGUGGCUGUCGAGCAUUUAUGGACGAAGUCAUACUUGGGAAGAGAUUGCACUUCUACGAGAAGUGUGGAAAGGCCCUAUUGUACUGAAAGGUAUACAGAGUGUUGAGGACGCGCAAUUUGCUGUGCAGGCUGGUUGCGAUGGUAUAAUUGUGAGCAAUCAUGGAGGUCGACAACUAGAUGGGGCAAUAGGAUCUCUGGAGGUGCUUCCUGAAAUUGUUGACGCCGUUGGAUCUAAGCUGGAAGUCUUAUUUGAUUCUGGUGUCAAAACAGGCGUCGAUAUUAUCAAGGCAUUGUGUCUAGGUGCCAAGGCGGUUCUGGUCGGGCGACCAGUGAUGUACGGACUAGCCAUCGGAGGGAAAAUGGGAGCAAAGAAUGUCCUGCAAGGAUUACUGGCAGAUUUGGACCAGUCCAUGAGUCUCGCUGGGAUCAAAAACAUUCAAGCUUGUUGUCGACUUCAUGAUUCUUCUACUCGCUAG